GGCGCCGUCGCGGCAGUGACGCCGGUCUGCCGGCCUGGAUAGGGGGCGGCGGCGGCGGCGGCGGCGGCCUGCCCGGGGAUGGCGAUGUUCCGCAGCCUGGUGGCCUCGGCGCAGCAGCGGCAGCCGCCGGCUGGGCCCGCGGGCGGCGACAGCGGCCUGGAGGCGCAGUUCAGCUGUCCCAUCUGCCUGGAGGUGUACCAUCGGCCAGUGGCCAUCGGCAGCUGCGGCCACACGUUCUGCGGGGAAUGCCUCCAGCCUUGUCUGCAGGUGCCGUCCCCUCUGUGCCCGCUCUGCCGUCUGCCCUUCGACCCCAAGAAAGUGGACAAGGCCACCCAUGUAGAGAAGCAGCUCUCAUCUUACAAGGCACCCUGUCGGGGUUGCAACAAGAAGGUGACACUGGCCAAGAUGAGAGCGCACGUUUCCUCCUGCCUGAAGAUCCAGGAGCAGAUGGCUAACUGCCCCAAGUUCGUCCCUGUGGUGCCCACAUCCCAGCCCAUCCCCAGCAAUAUCCCCAACCGGUCUACCUUCGCUUGCCCCUACUGCGGAGCCCGCAAUCUGGACCAGCAGGAACUGGUGAAGCACUGCGUGGAAAGUCACCGUAGUGACCCCAACCGUGUGGUGUGUCCCAUCUGCUCAGCAAUGCCCUGGGGGGACCCCAGCUACAAAAGCGCCAACUUCCUGCAGCACCUGCUGCACCGGCACAAGUUCUCCUAUGACACCUUUGUGGACUACAGCAUCGACGAAGAAGCUGCCUUCCAGGCUGCCCUGGCUCUGUCCCUCUCUGAGAACUGAGGCCUCUUCUGGGGCAGAAGACACACUCCCACCUCAAGGGAUGGGGCCGUUGCCCUUCUGCCCUGGCACCUGCACAGGAAUGCACCUCACCGGGCCAAGUGGAAUUUUACACAAGGAGAGCUGGUCUCAGAAUCCCCAGGCUGGGAUGCUGGCUGGCUGGCCCCUUGUCAUCAAGCAGGGCCACCAGGUCCUGGCCAGCAGCACUGGGCCCUCGGUGCUUCAAGGGGCAGGUGCUGGUCGUUGGGUUAGAGCAGUUGGCUGCCUCUCCCAGACUCGAGGUCUGUGCAGAGGAGGAGGAGGAGAUCCCUAAGCUGUGCCCAGCAGGGCCAGGGGAGAAGGUGCCAGCCACGGCUGCCCGCCCACCGGGUCCCGAGCUUCGCUUCCACCGUGAGCAUUUGGUACUGGCUUUUGUGAUAUUUAGGAACCCUGCGUUUUUCUAUCUUAUCCUGUGUGAUAAUCUUUUCACGUUUUCUAGAGCAAAGACAAAGCAGUUACUCUUCUAUCGCAAUACCCGUGUUUGACUAGGAAGAGCAGUAUUUUUAUGGAGCAUUUACAAAGUUAUAUUUUUUAAAAAAAAAAUCAAAAAUAAACAUGUGUGGGAUCAGUGCAGAGGGGGGAGUGUGGGUGUGGCCAGGGCUUCGUGGUAUUCCCAAGCCAUGUGCUCUGAGGAGGUGGCGUGUGUCUGCCAUUUGCUUUUGAUGAUGGCCCAGAAGAAAUCCCAGCAUCUGGCUUCUUCUUGCCGUGGCUGCUCCCAGCAGACAUGGGACACCAGACAGAGCAGAGUCAUCUUCAGAGCCAGCCACAUCCCUCCUCGGGCAGGGACUUCCCUGGCCAGCGGUAGAGCGAGCCCUCAAGGGCCAGAGACCUGCUCAGUGGCAAGUCGGGCCAGAACACCAUUGUCAGCACCUCGUUCUGUUCAUGGCAUAGAUUGCUGUCUUUUCAAAAGAGUUUAAAUAAAGUGUUCCAAGCACCCA
Messenger RNA from Apodemus sylvaticus (European woodmouse), 1766 nucleotides. It is a transcript of the gene Rnf166, whose product is annotated as ring finger protein 166. Gene Ontology annotation, molecular function: ubiquitin protein ligase activity. The transcript has 6 exons. The record is from RefSeq and is a predicted model, not a curated record. NCBI's taxonomy places the organism in Eukaryota, Metazoa, Chordata, Mammalia, Rodentia, Muridae. Bases 79 to 792 code for a protein of 237 amino acids. Gene Ontology annotation, biological process: protein polyubiquitination; ubiquitin-dependent protein catabolic process.